AUGGCAGCCGCAGACCUCCGCGCCGAGUCGGACGCCCUGCUCCUGCAGCUGCUCCAGGACCUCGAGGAGCUCGAGGGGAAGCGGGCAGCCUUGAACGCCCGAGUGGAGGAGGGCUGGUUCUCUCUUUCCAAGGCUCGUUACACCAUGGGUGCCAAGUCCGUAGGACCUCUGCAGUAUGCCUCCAGUAUGGUGCCCCACUGUUGCGUCCGCACCCGUGACACGCAGGACGGACUUCAGAAGUUAUGGGUGGCGAGAGCCAUCGCCCAGAUCCCAGAGGAGUUGGGACCCCAUGAACCAGCUCUCCGAAGGCGCAAGGGCCUUCCCAAGACUCCAGAGCCAGAGCCCCCUGAAGCACCUGGAGACCCUCUGAACUGGUUUGGGAUCCUAGUUCCUCACAGUCUGCGACAGGCGCAAGCCAGCUUCAAAGAAGGCCUGCAGCUGGCUGGAGACAUAGCCAGCCUCCAGAUCCGCAUCGAUUGGCAUCAGAGCCGGUUCCGGGAACUCCAAAAGAAACUUAGACAGCUCGAGCCUGGGGCUGCCUGAACCUGCAUCUCUAAUCUGGGCAUUGAGCACAGCUGUUCUCAGACAUGGCUGCCCCAGACUGGGCCUUCUUCCUUUACAGAUUGCCCCUAAUCCACCUAAGAUCACUCUCUGCCCCUCCUUAAAAUGCCCCUGGCCUUUGUUUCCAACGUCCUUAGGCGUGAAAGUUUGAAGAGGCAAAUUGAGUAAUGCUGAAAACCCCAACUUUGAAAUCCUUUCUAGGUCCUGUAUUUUCCCAGGACACUCAGACGGGCCAGUACAAGAUUAUCUAUCGAUAUUGGUGAAGAAGGAAAAGCGGCCUCUUGAAUACAUUAGCUGUGGUUUAGGUGUUGGAGGAAACACUGUACAAUGCCAUGACAAGAAAGGUUACCUGGAUCCUCAAAACCGGCUUCCAGGAAAAUAACGUGACAGAUUAGGAUAAUAAGAUAAUAAAUAAAAGUCACCUGAGUAGAUGGGCAGCCCUUGAAGUAAAAAAUCGGAGAUUUUCAAGCGAACUCUAAGAAAAAACUUAAGUUUAAAAAAUCUGACGUGCUCACCAGGAGUGAGACCUGUGGAGUUGGAGGUUCAGCUACAGUUCAAGGGAAAACUGGGCUCAUCCUCUUUUCGUGUUCUUUUGAUGAGAACUCUGUCCAUGUCUCUGAUUCCAUUGUCUACUGGGCUGUUGAUCUUGUUGGCAAUUUCAAGAAGUUCUAUUUGUUUGGGAAGUUCUAUUUAUUUGUUAUAGUAUGUAAUAUAAAAUAAAAAUACUUUUCUCCAGUUUUUUAAACUGUG
Messenger RNA from Echinops telfairi (small Madagascar hedgehog), 1311 nucleotides. It is a transcript of the gene VMA22, whose product is annotated as coiled-coil domain containing 115. Gene Ontology annotation, biological process: vacuolar proton-transporting V-type ATPase complex assembly. The record is from RefSeq and is a predicted model, not a curated record. Gene Ontology annotation, cellular component: extrinsic component of endoplasmic reticulum membrane. The coding region runs from base 1 to 543 and encodes 180 amino acids. The transcript is spliced from 5 exons. Lineage: Eukaryota; Metazoa; Chordata; Mammalia; Afrosoricida; Tenrecidae.